CGGGUUGGUAUUCUUGCAAGCAGAUGAGGUUAUGUGCACGUGGGGUUAGGUUAUGUAUACAGAAAUAGAAGUAUGCAAUUAACUAUCUAAACGCAAUACAGGUGUACAGAUUAAAACCAGAAUUAUAUCGCCCUGAUGCCUCCAAAGGGAAAGCGAUCGUUCCGUGGUAAAAAGAGGAAAUUUGACGAGCGCAAUGUACAAAAGCGACCAAAGACGAAGAAGGAAAAGUUCGACUUGAGAAGAUCCUCUUACGUUAAGGAGCGUGAAGCAAAGAAUGAAGAGAUCGAGGCUCGCAGGCGGAUAGUGGAGGAGGAGAAAACGCGUCAGCGACUCGAGGAAGCCGACAGUUCUGAAGAGGAAGAGGUUGAUCCUUGGUUGCUCUAUCUAUCCGAGUUAUCGGGUUAUAAACAUAAAAAUUUAAUAGAGAAACUAAACAAGCCUAUCGUGACAAGCUCGGAAAGUGAAAACGAAGAUUCUAAUGCACAGAAUAAGAAUGAAACAGACAAGAAAGGAAAGAAGAAAAGGAAAGAAAUGAAGAGAAUGAAAAAGAGAAAUAUUAAAGAAGAAGAAAACGAAGAAUCUGAAGCAGACGAAGAAUUUUCUGAUCAGAAUGAAGAGAUUACGGUUAGCACAAAGGAGAAUGACUAUGAAGAUGCUGAGACUGCCCAGGAGGACAUUGGUCAUUUGAGAGAUCCAUUUUCUUUGCACUUACGCAACGAUAUGGAUGAUGAACUGUAUAAAGCAGUCUCCGCAACGCCACCGAUUACAGAGACCACGACGUUAUUAUGGCCCGCACUGGGAAAUCUGGUAUGUCAAAUUCCAAAACCAGCUUCUGAUUCAAACGACAAGACAAUAAAAGUUAAAAAGCUUUUAGAUGACGAAGAGAAACAAUAUACAAAUUACGGUAAGGUUCCAACUCGGAUUGAGAGCGUUGAUUGGAACAAAUUGCACGUAAAAUCGCAGAUUCAGAAUAAUUUAAUCAAAGCUAACUAUGAUAAUGUAAAGAAUACUAUAGAAAAAGAUUCUGCGCCUAUGACUCCUCUUCAAAGGGAGUUGUUUUCAGUGAUAAAUAAUUAUCAAGACUUGCAUUAUCCUGGAAGAACGUUUUCCAACGCCGAUGAGAUACGAUUCGUCUAUUGCCUACAUGUAAUCAAUCAUAUUCUGAAGACCCGAACAAAAAUACUGCAUCAUAGUGCGAAGCUAGCAAAGUCCAAUCGUAGCGGUAUGGGAGAAGUUCCAGAUGAGUACAAGGAUCAGGGUUUAGUGAGGCCCAAAGUACUCAUAAUAGUGCCAUUCAAGCAUUCUUGCUUGAAGAUAGUCGAGAUGUUCAUCUCAAUUUUAUUUGGAGAAGACAAAGGUGGCUCAGUCAUCAACAAGCUACGAUUCAUGGAGGAUUUUACUGGAAACGAGUUAACGAUGCCUAAGAAGAAUCCUAAACCAGAAGAUUAUAAACUGACCUUGCAAGGAAAUAUCGACGACAAGUUCAAGAUAGGCAUGGCAAUCACCAAGAAGUCUCUGAAAUUAUACACGAAUUUCUACUCUUCCGACAUUAUAAUCGGCUCACCAUUGGGUCUCAGGAGAGUGGUAGGUGCAGAGGGCGAAGCGGUAAGAGACUAUGACUUUCUGUCAUCUAUAGAGCUGCUGAUCAUGGACCAGAUUGACGUGGUCCUCAUGCAGAACUGGGAUCAUCUGUAUCAGGUGUUGGAUUACAUGCAUCUGCAACCUAAGAAAUCCCACGACAUCGAUUACUCCCGUCUUAGAAGUUGGUGUGUGAACGGCUGGACCAAGUAUUAUAGGCAGACAUUGAUCUUCGCCAAUAUCGAAACGCCGUACAUAAACACGCUGCUAAUUAGAAAAUGUUUUAACUACGCCGGCCAGGUGAAAGUGGCGAAUGCGUUGGAGCCGGGCUCGAUUCGCGAUGUAACUGUUAAAGUUCCACAGGUGUUUUACAGGUUUGACGCUUCCGAUCUUUGUCAGGCUAUCGAUAGCAGGCUGGAUUUCUUCCUGAAAGAGAUAUUGCCACGGUAUUCGGAUCCCAUAUAUAAUCACACGUUAAUCUACGUACCAUGCUACUUUGACUUUGUAUAUCUGCGGAAUCGCAUGAUGAAGGAGAAGAUGAGCUUCACAAUGAUCAGCGAGUACACCCAGGACCGGAAAGUCGCUCGAGCGAGAGAUAUGUUCUUUCACAGCGACGCGCACUUCCUACUCUACACAGAACGCUGGCAUUUCUGGCGCAGAACGAGGAUAAAGGGUAUCCGUCAUCUCAUAUUCUACCAGCUACCGACUUAUCCACACUUUUACAGCGAAAUGUGUAAUCUGAUGGACAAUCUGUAUCAGAAUCCACGUUCCGGCACGGAGUUCAAUAUGUCGGUAACCGUCAUUUAUAAUAAAUUUGAUGCUAUAUCGCUCGCUCAAAUUGUGGGCCAGAAUAGAGCUGCUAAAAUGAUAGAAUCGGAAUCUAAAGUACACACAAUUAAAUGCUGAGACUUGAAUUCUUUUCUUGUAUUUGUACGACGCGAUAGGAUAAUUAAUAAGUAAUUUAAUUACAAUAAAUAGUAAUUUUAUAUAAUUGCGCUAUCGCUGUAAAAUAAAGUAACCGUUUUGUAAAUAAAAUGUAAAUAGAAUAAUUGCUUUAUAAUAUAGGACCUUUAUUUUGAUCAUAUAAAACUUAUCUUAAGAUAUCUAUCAGAUGAGAAUUUUAAUCGCGAAUAAUAUGUUAGAAUAUAAUAUAAUGAAUUCUACUGUAGUUACUGCGCAUUCUUCUAUUUCUAAUACUAUAUCCAAUAAUUAC
Temnothorax curvispinosus is the source of this 2791-nucleotide messenger RNA. Its product is annotated as digestive organ expansion factor homolog. The record is from RefSeq and is a predicted model, not a curated record. Bases 136 to 2484 code for a protein of 782 amino acids. Lineage: Eukaryota; Metazoa; Arthropoda; Insecta; Hymenoptera; Formicidae. Gene Ontology annotation, molecular function: U3 snoRNA binding; rRNA binding. Gene Ontology annotation, cellular component: nucleolus; small-subunit processome. The transcript is spliced from 2 exons. Gene Ontology annotation, biological process: maturation of SSU-rRNA from tricistronic rRNA transcript (SSU-rRNA, 5.8S rRNA, LSU-rRNA).